Drosophila elegans is the source of this 4051-nucleotide messenger RNA. It is a transcript of the gene pnt, whose product is annotated as ETS-like protein pointed. Gene Ontology annotation, biological process: cell differentiation; regulation of transcription by RNA polymerase II. Gene Ontology annotation, cellular component: nucleus. The record is from RefSeq and is a predicted model, not a curated record. Lineage: Eukaryota; Metazoa; Arthropoda; Insecta; Diptera; Drosophilidae. The coding region runs from base 740 to 2932 and encodes 730 amino acids. The transcript is spliced from 9 exons. Gene Ontology annotation, molecular function: DNA-binding transcription factor activity, RNA polymerase II-specific; sequence-specific DNA binding.
UUGUCUCUCAUUUUCAAAAUGCGGCUCAUAUUAACAAUAUCGUGCGCUGCGGAUAAAUAAUAAUAAAUAAGUAACAAACAACCAAAUACAAAAUGCUUUGCAAGCCAAGCAAAAACAAAAGUGUGUGAAUUAGUGCAAUAGCAAAUCAUCAAGAGAUCUGUGUGCGCAGUACAAAGGUUAAAACCGCCAGAAAACCUACAAAAAAACGGUUAAGAACCAGAGGAAACCAAAAUCUAUAUACAAAAUCCAUCAUAAAACCACAAAAAUCUCCUCAAACAUCGCGUGUGUGCCUGUGGGUUUGUUUGUGUGUGCCAAGCGUCGGCCUUUUAUUUUUCGGAUUGUUUCGUUUCGCGUCUUAUAAGUUUAAGCCGAGCUAAAACCGAUCCCGAUCGCGUCUCUCUUCUCGAGCUGCUCCUUUCGGUUUUGUCUUUGUCCCGGGCACGUAAUCCCUCUCUCUCCCCCUAAUCAACCUGCUGAUCCCACCGGAGGGUUAAAACAUAUAUACCACAGUGUACUACGGAGAGCGUGCGAGAGAGAGCGCGAGAGAUAGUUAUCGGUGCUUCCUACUUCAUCAAGAUUGUGCGCCUAAUUUGAAGCUGUAAUUAAUUUGGAUACCCUAAUAAAACCCAACCUAAAGACGGAAUCCAGAAUCCAGAACCCUAAAAUCAAGAACCCAGUGCCCGGCCCUCCCGUUCUCGAGGGGCGCUAUUUUAUUGCCCCGCACCGAUGCCUGCGCAAUAUGGAAUUGGCGAUUUGUAAAACAGAUCUGUCUGCCACGAAAUUUAUGCUGCCGCCCGCUCUGCCCACAUCUGCGGCCAUUGGACCAUCAUCAGCGGUCUCUGCAACGUCAUCGCACUCCUCAGCCGCCGCCCAGUUUGCAUUCCUCGAUAAGGCGGCCCACGAGCUCUUCCACCUGAACGCCAUCAACGGAAAUCUGUUCAAGACGCCCGGCAGCAGUCAUCUCAAUUCGAUCGGCACUCCAUCGAUUUUGAGCCACCUUAAUAGCAGCAAUAACUCGGGCCAAGUCAGCAACAUGAGGCUCAAGAAGAACCGCAAAGUUACAUUUCUAUCCAGCCUAGUUGAGUCAAAAAAUAUUUUCAUCAAGGAGGAGCCAAUCCAUGGCUGCAAGGACUUGCCCAUCUGCAGUUUAUCGGAUAUUUCAGAUCAUGAGGCGUCUUUGGAUGUUCCCACCGCCUUGCCACCCCUCACGCCGGGCACCAAUCGCAAGGUCAACGAGGUCCUAAAGGCCUCCUUCGCCUCCUGGGAAAAGGAGGUCCAAAACUGCAACAUAACCAAAGAUCCCCGUGAAUGGACGGAGGAGCAUGUCAUCUACUGGCUCAACUGGGCCAAGAAUGAGUUCUCGCUGGUCUCGAUGAACCUGGACCCCUUCUACAAGAUGAAGGGCCGUGCCAUGGUCGAUCUGGGCAAGGAAAAGUUCCUGGCCAUCACGCCGCCCUUUACCGGCGACAUUCUGUGGGAGCAUCUGGACAUCCUGCAGAAAGAUUGCGAGAAACCAAAUGAGGAUAUUGUGCACGGCAAUUCCUUUGAGUCGGCCACCACUGCCUCGGUCUGUGGAUCGGACCACCAGGUUGCCAAUUACCCCACCGAGCCACCCGCCAACAGCAACAACAGCAGCAUAAACAGCCGCCUUUCCAUGGAUUAUGUGACGUCGGCGGGGAACAGUGAUAAUAAAAACUUCCACCCAGGAACGCCCCACUCCCACAACGGCUACAACACCAGCAACACACACGACCGCAGCAACAACAGCCCGCCCCCGCAGCAGCAGCAAUCGCAGCAGCCGACUGUCAAUGGCAGCGGCAGCGCCAGCAGCAGCACCAACAACAAUAACAACAACUCCAUGCUACCGCCCGCUGUCCAGCAGAACAACAACAACAACAACGAAAAUAACAACACCAGCAGCAGCAACACGAACAGCAGCAAUAGCAGCAACAACAGCAACAAUGCGAAUGCGGGCAGCAAUAACAACAAUAAUAACAAUAAUAAUAUCAACUAUAUGGCUGCCAUGGCGGCGAUCUACCAACAUCAGCUCAAAGAGGAGCCGGGCACCCAGAAUGGUGGCAUUGGAUAUGGCGGAAGUAAUAGCCAGAACGAUCCAACGGAUCUGAGUAGCUAUGGCCUGCCUGCCCACCUGGCCUCCUACAGCGGUGUUAGUGGUAGUGGGCCAACGGGCGGCGGAAGUUCGGGAGGCGGUGGCGAUGAUGGUGAUUACCACAGCACGAUCUCGUCGCAGGAUCACCAAAGUCAGCCGCCGAGUGGAGGAAACGGCAGUGGCGGAGGAGGAGGCGGAGGAGCAGGUGGUGGCAGCACCGGCAACAGUAAUGGUUAUCUGGACGGCAGCUCCGAGUUUUAUGCCAGUUACGCGAACCGGGGUCGCUUCCACGAUGGCUAUCCGCCGGAUUUUUCGCCAUACGAAGCGCAGUCCUUCCAGUCGAUGGGCGCCCAGCACACGGCCAUGGAUCAGUGGGGUGGUCAUGCCCACCAGCAUCAGGCGGCGUACAUGAGCACCUUGGGCCUGGACAAAGGGCUGCUCGGCGGCUACACGACGCAGGGCGGAGUGCCAUGCUUCACCGGAUCGGGUCCCAUUCAACUGUGGCAAUUCCUGCUCGAACUGCUGCUGGACAAGACGUGCCAGAGCUUCAUCUCGUGGACUGGCGACGGCUGGGAGUUCAAGCUGACCGAUCCCGAUGAGGUGGCUCGUCGCUGGGGCAUACGCAAGAACAAGCCCAAGAUGAACUACGAGAAGCUGAGUCGCGGUCUGCGCUACUAUUAUGACAAGAACAUCAUCCACAAGACGGCUGGCAAACGAUAUGUCUACCGCUUUGUCUGUGAUCUCCAGAAUCUAGUUGGGCACACCCCCGAGGAGCUGGUGGCCAAGUACGAUCUUAAGAUUGAGAAGAAGGAUGUGGAUUAGCGGCGGAGCAGCGAAGAAGCUGCCUAAAUCGGGAGCAGUUCCAGGCGAUCUGCUCCCAGCCACGGAUUGUACUCAACCAACCGGAAAAUACUGUCGAGCGUUAUUGUUUACCAAGCGUGAUGUUAGCUUUUAAGCAGCAGCCUCCGAUCUGCGAUCUUGCUACGAGAUUAAAGUGUUGGCCAACCCACCAUCCCCGAAGUCCCGAUCCUCUACCCCACAAAAUACCACCCACCAACCUAUCAAACCGAUUCGCUUGUAAUUAUCGUGUAAAAAUUAGACUUUUGAAUUAAUUUGAAAUUAAUUUAAAAUACUUCAGAGUUAGGAUUAAGUCAGCGAUCUAAAGCAUUGUAAAUCAAAGAGGAACAGCAAGAGAACCAGUUGAAGGUGAAGCGAAUUAAAUUUGAAAUUCUGUGUGCAAUGCGACGAUGAUUCUUCGUUCUCACAUAGUCUGUUUAAAGAUGUCUGCUGCAAGGAUCAAACGUUGAAAGAGGCCAUAAAGCAUGUGUCCCCAAAGUGAUAUUAGAGCGCAACAUUUUGUUAUACUUACAUAAUCAUUUUACCCGCACGGGACACCAGAAACAUUUCAAAAUCAUGCAUGUAUAUAGCGACGAGGAUGUGUGUAUGGCAUAUAAGUAGGUCUCUAGUAUUUAUGUAUAACCUGUAAUCAGUGCUACUGGUACAACUAAGUUUUCCCACUUCCAAGCCUCUACUUUCUGUACUUCUCUGCGCUUCCGUGCGAUCCCAAAAGUUUUAAACGUAAUACGGCACAGUAGUUGAUCAUCAUGUAUCUGAUGAACUCUUGUUAUCGUCUACCAUAUGUAUAUCUAUAGGCUACCCCUAGUUAGGCUCCCUAGUUUCCCUACAGCAUUAAGUGCGUGCGUUAAUCGUCAGUUCAAGAAGUAUUUAUUACCUUGUAUGUGUGUGUAUAGCUAAUAGUUGAUAGCUUAAUACUUAAGUCUAGCUCGUAGUCUAGCUUAGCCACGUAUUACACGCAUAAACGUAGCGUUAUAUUGAUACAUAGAUACACAUACAUUUGUAGAGCAAUUCUAAAAUAUUGUAUUUAUACAAGCGUACAUUGUAAUAUUUAAGCUACGAUUAACAUUAACAUUGCUAAUGAUA